AGGAAUGAUAUCAAAAGUUGCAUGGCAAGUCGUCAAAGUAAAACCUGGCGAUGGUUCAAAAUUUAUUUUGUCCUCCUCCGGAAUUUUAAAUCAAGAGAAACCUCAAGUUACCAUCAAUGAAGACAUGAUUCGUGUCGACGUAACCACUACAAGUGGCCGAAUACAAACUGACUUCCAUUUGAAAAUAUCUCCCAAAGCUGAUGUUUUGAAAAGACCAACAAAGAAAGGAUUAGCUUCAAUGAAUGUUAUUAUGGUCGGUUUGGAUUCAACAGCACAUUCACACUUUCAAAGAAAACUGAGAAAAGUUUACAAAUUUUUGAAAGAUGAUUUAAAGUCGUUUAUAUUUAAUGGCUACUCAAUCGUAGGCGAUGGUACUACUCCUGCUUUGUUGGCGUUACUCACUGGAAAGAAAGAGGAAGAGCUACCUGAAGGACGACACAGGUAAUCAACACAGUUCAAGUUUUUGUCAUUAUUUGUUUAAAAGAUCUUUGCACCGGUGACGGACACUUCCCAAAUAUCUGAGGAGAUGGGGGGGGGGGGGGGGGGGGCAGGCUUUUAGCCAGAAGAACAAAAAAUGGACGCCUUUGGACGCCCAAAUUCUGGGGAAAAAGGGAAAUUAUUUUCAAUUAUUUCCCUAAGUAUAUUAAUAUAUCUGAAACGAGAUAGCUUCAAUUCUUAUUAUAAUUGUACGUUUGACAUUUUGCUCAAUUUGAUGGUGUACCUGGCUGAAUGAAAAUGCCAUAGUUAAGUAAAGAACUAAAAAAAGCAUAAUGGCACAAACUCACAAAGCCAUGUGUGUUUGAAAAAUUUCGAACGAGCUUGGAACAGAUACUGACAUGAAGUAACGUAAAUUUGCCUUUAAUUUUAUAGCCUGCCAAUACUUUCAUUGUUGUUAAUUUAUUGUUACAACUUUUUUACACAUUUUGUCAGCUACUAUUGAAAGUCACUGAUUUGUACCCAAUCACGUUUUAACGAUUAGGUCGUAUGUAUAAUCAUGUAAACCGUAUACAAAUGUAUCUAUUCGUAUACGCAAACUAGUUACAAACAUUACCACUAAUAGUUGUUUCUGUUUCAACCAUGAGUGCUUGUUUGCAUAUGACAUGUACAAUGUCAGAUUUUCGUCGUUGAACAAAAAAACGGAAUACUUCAGUGAGCAGAAUGCAGCCAUAACAUAUAAAAUGAGUGAGCAAAUUAACUAAUUAAGAUUGCAUCACCACUCAUUAACAUAUCUAAAGUUGCUUAUUGACAAAGUCCCGACGGCAUAAUGCUCCAGUGGUGGAUUUAUAGGGGGUUGUACAGGGUGUACACUCCUGUUGGCCUUGAUUAACAGGGGGGGGGGGUGCAAAAAAUUAAAUAUAUAUCUUAGAUGUUUGAGGUAUUCAAAGUUUUUAUCAUUCUUUGACUAAUUUAAGUUUUGGAAUUCAAGGCAGCACCAUAGCACUAGUUCAAAAUACUAAUAAGUCCAAUUAAUAAAGCAAAUUCUUAAUUGGAAUUCUUAAUUCAAAUUCUUGGGUUGAAUUAAGCAAAUUCUUAAUUCUGCUGGAAACGUCUAACAUUACAAGUAUUUGAUAAUGAAGAGAAUCUGGGAUUUAUAUUAUAUAUAAUUAUUAAUUAAUUAUAGUUUUUCGUUUUACCUCAAAAAACGAAAAACUAUAUUACGCUGUAUCUAUAUGGUAUUGAGCACUGUUUGUGUUUCGUAAACCAAAAACUAAUUAUUAAAUUAUAUAUAUUCAACAUAUCUGUGAAUUGUAACCGAGAAACUACUAGGUGCACGGCUCUCAUGACAGUACGCUGCUAGCCAGCGCUGGGUUCGGUGUGCUUGGCUGCUUGCCCAGCACCCCCCUAGAAAAACCUUGCUGGAUCCACCACUGUAAUACUCAACAGAGCUUCUUACUUAAAUAAGGUGAUAAACAUUAAAAACUACUUUGGUUUGCACUGGUGGGAGGUUUAUAUACAACUGAUGAUUAGAUGCAUGAACUGAUUCUGCUAAAUGUUAAGAUUAAUAUACUACAGUAUAUAUACAAAAGGCAAUGGCGUUACAUUUGUUCAACUAUUACGGAGAUGUUAAAUUGUUUGCCCUUCGUCCCAGUGAAAGAGUUCCUAAGGUCGAGUGCAGUACCAAUUCUUUAUCUAAGGCUUACCGUGACUCUUUAAUAUGUGUUUGCGUCGACUCUCUUUCUGAAAUAUGCACGCACUAGCUCUUCAGUAAAUAAGCCUUCGCACAUUUUAGCCCAUUCUAUCAUUUCUUGAAACUGGCAAUCUUCGGCUCUUCGUUUUGCUUUCCUACAGUAGUUAUUAAGAGCUUCCUUUAAAUAAUGAGUGGACUGAUCAUUGUGCACUUGAGAAUGUCGGUAGUUAAGAAUAGACAGUACGUUGUUGAACUGGAUCUCACGGUAACAAGCGAGAGCACCUUCGUCCGCGAUAGACUGCUCAACGACCGUGAUACUGGACUUCGCUCUGUCUAGAUCCACGUCUUUCAGAUCUUUUGAAACUGAAUUCCCAGAAAAUGAACAGCCAAGUUGUUGCUGAGCCAAAUUGACAUGCGCUUUUCCUUCAAGGUCUGUCUUGACGACAUUGGGUUUCUGUACGUUCUGUAGAUGUUCCAACGCUUUCUCGCACAGUACCUUUGGAGACACUUGAUUUAGUUGUUGAUCAUUUCCCAUGGUAGAAGAAGUUGCCACAAGAACGAGUAGUGAAGCAGAAAUUAUUCCUUGCGGAAUUAAUUCCACCAUUGACAAAGCCCCAGCCAGGAUGUCCAUGUUGAGAUUUCCUUGAGCUCGUUGUAAGGCAAUCUCCAGAUACAAACCAAUUGCUUCAAAAAUCGUAGUGUCUUUUUCACUUGUGGGCAAAGUUUGGUAAAACUUGUCGAGAAAAUGUCUAGCUCUUCCGAAAUAACUUCGUCGGCACCAUGUUAUAAUUCGCUUAGAGAGCACAAUCAACUGAAUCUCAACAUGCUCGGGAAAUGUCUCUUCAACAUAUUCUGCACCUUUUGAAAAGAGUGUCCAUUGUGCAUUGUUAAUAGCCUCCAUUAAGUAUGUGUCAGUAUUGGUACAACGUCGUUCUGUCCCAGCUGAACUCCAUGUAAUCCGUUGAACUGUUCCAGGAAUUUCCUCUUUCCGAUCUGCCUCGUCAAGUUUCAACGCCUUCUUCAAUGUAAGAAACGGCAUCUUCUUAACUUUGCCCUCCACCAUUUCAUAACAUUCUGGUUCCUCAGUGAACACGCCACCCAGGCAAGGAGAGAUGUAUAUCACAAUCACAAAGGUUGAUGGGAUAACCUCGGAGUUUUCAUCUCCCACUGGCUCGAAGAAUAUUUCCCAGUGUACCCCACGUUUUGGUUUACCAAUCUGCUGAGGCCAGACCAUUUUGUUCAUGGACUUUUCAACUUUCUUUGUUAUAUCGGGGAUGCUGUCUGCAUUCGGAAUCCACUCUCCUUCAACGACGCCAUCAUCUGUGACACCAUAGUAGAUAUUACCUCCCUUGUAAUUUGCAAACGCAGAAACAUAAUGACUGAAUUUAUUGCCUUUACCAGUCAUACGGUCCGCUAGUGUGGUACACUUUGAUGAAGUUGAUUUCAGGCUUUUUACUUGAACACACUUUCCUUCACGUAAACGACAGUCUUUUCUCUUGACAAAUCUUUUGCAAUGAGAAUCAAGCUUUGUUCCGUUUCGUACGACUUCUCGUCUUAAAAUCGCAUCAUUUAUUCGCUGUAGCGGUUCCAGAGGGCUAACAAGAACAACUUGUGUUUCGGUCGGCAAAAAGAGAUUGUAGCUCUGUAUAAUCAUAACAUCGGCUCUCUUAACUUCAACUAUUAUCUUGUUAAUGUACUGUUUAAGAUUGAUGUUGGCUGAUGUUGUUUGAAUCCCUGCGGUGCCUACCAGAUACUGCUCAAUUUUUCGAGUAAAACUUCUCAUUAUCUUUGUCCUUGAAACAUUUAUUAAAAGACUCGUCUCUUUUGGGUUGGUAAAGUAUAACUUCACCUUCCCGCCCUCACUGUUAAGCAUUGCUUGUAUGGCAGUUACAGUUUCCUUCAACUUUUGUCUCUCGUUCUCAAUUUUGUCGGACUUCAAACAUACUAAAUUUACAGAGAUCUGAAUAUAACCUGUGGCAUUGCCACGUCCAUGAGAAGUCAUGUUUUUAGAAAUUGGAUGAUUUGAUGAUGUACGCGGCUACCUGCACCAACUGGUCACAAGUUAAUACCUUAAUAAUAGACGAAAAGCAUGUGAAAGUCACCUAAAGUGUUCUGUUUGUUCUUACUUUAGACACUUUAGUGUGUCUCAGCUUCUGGAAAUGAGUUACAUCAGAUACUGUUAUGUAUAAUCGUCUAAUGAAUUUGAACUACAACGGGUGUUAUUGUGUGCCGCGUUUUAAAAAACACCGUGAUUGUAUUACAAUUUUUAGUCGAUUAAGAAUAACAAUUGUGACCCAGACUGCUAAGUUUGCCAUGUGCGCCAAUAGAAGUUUAGAACGUCAAUAGUUUAAUUUGAUUGAAUCCCUGACGGUGGGUACCGUUGCCAGUGUAGGUAUAGUGAUUAAAAUAACAAGGCCGUCGGAAUUAAAUCAAUUUUUUGGGGGGGAGGCUCAAGAAUAAAUCUAAAUUUCUCUCGCACUUUUCUAGUUCUUUUGUGUGUUUUGCUUAUACAAAUGGAAAUUAUUUGGGGGGGGGGGCUUGAGCCCAGCCCCCCGCUUCCGACGCCCUUGAAUAACAAAAUAAUCUGUAGGGGAUACAAUGAUAUAACGUUAACGAUAACGAUAACGAUAGCUCAAGAUGAGCUAGAUCAUCUUAACUGAACAUGUCCGGAAUGUAUAUGGUGACAUGUACGAAAUAUUAAUGACUGCUAAAUUAUUUCAGGACAUAGUCGGCAAAGUGUUUGAUUUAUUGGUAGAAUUUCGAGAUUAAGAUAGGGUUAAAGGCCCAUGAAAAUAUUAGGUGACUCAAGCAUAAUUAAGAACUAUUUAAAGUUACAAUUUGAACCUUUUUGCCACAAGGAGUAGCUAGUAUUAAGUUGAAAUUGAACAAAACAAAACAAAAAGUGCGGGAAAAUUAGUCUUGACUGAGUCUGUCGUGCAAUGAAUACUCAGCGACAUGCAUGACCAUUUUUCUGUACAAUUUCCAAUCGUGUUGGUAACAGUCAUAAUUAUUAACCUCCAUUGUGUGGACCGUGCCUCGGGUGACACCUAUAAUCAUUUUGAAUUUUCCAACAAAAUUAAUGGCGUCAGUCAAGCUCGAGUGAAGAACGCAGUAUUCACAAUAUUGUAUAAAAAGGGCAGUCGUUCUGUACUUUUGUUUUACAUUGCAUUGUUUUUACAUUUUACUUUUGUUUUUGCAUUGAAUAGACCGUCAAAAUGGUCUAUUCAAUGCAACUUCAUUUAGCCAAAUUCAUUAGCCCAUCAUUGGGAAGCUCCAUACUCCAUUUUUUGAAGAAAAGUAAUUUGAAAUUGAAACAAAAACGGCGUCCCCCGUAACUGAAAUUUUAUGUCAGGACGAAAUUUUCAGAAAAACUCGUUUAUAAUCGUCCCACACAAUUUAGGCGCCGAAAAUACGCCGCCUAAAAGAUGUCUGUUUUCGACCACUAAAUAGCUGUAUUUCAACAAGGAAUUAAGGAAAAAAGCUAAAAACUUUCAACAAUACUUAAAAUUUAAUACAAAACAUGUUUCCGGAAAGUAGAGCAUGCAGUUUUAAAGUUAUUUUCUCCGGAGUCAAAGUGCGAAGUUUUUUUCGGCACGUUCAAACUUGUGUAAUAUUUUGAAUAUCAAACUGUUACCCAGGACGUUUUUGCUGCAUGUUAGUGGAUGUAAAAUACUUAGAACUAUCCAGGAAACCAGGUUUGAAUCUUUAAAGUUGAAGCCUUUUGAUUAAAAACGUUUCUUGCUGAUUUUCGCUCAAAAACAAACUUUUGACUGAAUUUCCCGCUCCUCGAAACUCUCCAUAGUCCUUUUGAAAGUUAAUUUAUUGCUCGCUGAGCUUCGCGAGAAGCGCCAUCAUGGCUUCGGACAAGUAUGGGCAUGUUUACCUGCAGUUAGCGUUCCAGUGUUAUUACAGUUCACUGGAGACGGCUGGGUAUGCGGGCUCAUGAACAGGCAGGCCCUUCGGAUAAAAGGUGGAUGUGGAUGGGCGGUUGGGCGGAGGAAAUAUGGGUACGUAUUAAAUGUGGGUAUGGGGAUAAAACGCGGAUCUUAUAUCCGAUUGGCGUUUUAACCUCUUGUCUGCUCCACCGGUCCGUGCAUGCGCAUCCACUCUUUACCAUAAACCCAUGCAAUUUUCAACAAAGAGAGCAGUGAAGUGUGCGAACAAGUUAUGGCAUGCUACAAGUUACACUGGAAUUAGAAGCACGCACAAAUAACACGAAUUUGCUUAGUAAACAACAUAUUUCGGUAAUUGUGCAUUUAAAUGAAAUCAAACGAAAUUGGAAUUGGAUAUAAAAGCGGUUAUAUUUUCAAUUACCCGAAGAAGGAAUUAUAGUUUUCGUACAUAGAUCAAGGUUAAACACUACUACUCAGAACUGUGGCAUGCUACAAGUUACAUGCUACAAGCUACACUGGAAUUAGAAGCACGCACAUAUAACACGAAUUUGCUUAGUAAACAACAUAUUUCGGUAAUUGUGCAUUUAAAUGAAAUCAAACGAAAUUGGAAUUGGAUAUAAAACCGGUUAUAUUUUCAAUUACCCGAAGAAGGAAUUAUAGUUUUCGUACAUAGAUCAAGGUUAAACACUGCUACUCAGAACUGUUUAAAUUAACUAAAGCCCCGCUCAAACGAGAAUAAGAGUUGAUGAGAGUUGGCGAUCAGUUCAAAGUCUAUGUCUAUAGAGUAUAGUUUGACAAAAUAAAGGUUUAAAAAGCGUUCCAAGUACGUUUUAAUUUAAAUAAUAUACACGAUAUGCAUGGUCGCGUGACUGCCAACUUUCAUACACUCUAAUCCUCGUUUGAUCUGGGUUUAAGGCUAUGGUUAAUGCUCGGGUUAGUUAUCGGAAUAAACGCUGACAACCAAACAUUAACAUUGUGCAAACCACAACUCUAUGACUAUGGUUUUCCAAUAUGUGUGAAACCAGGAUGUGACGUCUUAUGGUGUUAUACUAUACCCUUAACAUACCUGUAUGACUGUAUCCUUUGAAUGUGUAAGUUUUCAGAACCUUGGAUUCUAAUGCAUCUGUUUCGAUGACGACGUUGUUUUGUUUCUAAAAAGGAUAGUGUCUUGUGAUGUGAGGGGUUUUCCCAUAGAAAUAUUAGACCAUUGUCUAUUAUUUCUAUGGGUUUUGUAUAUCAAGAUUUUUGCGGGAGAAGUAUAUCAAGAUAUUUGUGGCAUCUCACUCGGAUGAAUAAUAUUUGAUGGGGAUCGAGUGGAAAUUUAUAUAUACAUUUAUUAGACCUAACCAGGAACAGAAGCGAAAAAUGCAACUUUAGGUCCCUGGCAGGAAUUGAACCUGCGGCCCUGCGAUUCCGGUGCAGUGUUCUAACCAACUGACACAGAAUACUACACAGAAGUCCAUCUCCAUUGUUUUUAGCGUAAGCUCUAUUCGUCAUGAUUCGUCACUCAGCAAGUACCGUAAACAGAAGCAGGCACCCCCCCUGGACAUACGCCAUUUUUAGUAUUUCCAGGAGGGGGACUGCUUCUGUUUACGGUACUUGCUGAGUGACGAAUCAUGACGAAUAGAGCUUACGCUAAAAACAAUGGAGAUGGACUUCUGUGUAGUAUUCUGUGCAACUGAGCUACAGAGGCCAGUUCUCGAGCUCUAACCACAAGUUCUUGCAUUUUUUUUUUUCAUUGCAGAUCCCAUUGUCACUCAUUGUUCUGACGUUUAUGCAGAGGGUUUAUUUUUGUGCAACCUAAGGUAUUUCAAUUUUUUUUCAGGAUGAAAGGUGCAAAAUGUCUUGAUGAUUGGCCGUGGAUCUUCAAAGAUUUCCAAAAGAAUGGCUACGUUACCAUGUUUAAUGAAGAUGAAGUUGAUCUCGGUGCAUUUACAUAUCGUUUAAUGGGAUUUUGUAAUCCUCCCAUGGAUCACUAUCUCCUGCCAUAUUGGUAUGCAGGUAUAAGUGCAGUGACAUCAUGGUUUAAGGUGGGUAUAGGAAGCUUGAAAGGACAUUGUAUAGGAUCACAAGCUAUUCAUAAUGUUAGUCUAGAAAUGGUACGAAGUAUGUAUGAAACAUAUCCUAAAACACCGAAAUUUGGAAUGACAUUCUUCUCAGACAUUUGUCACAGUCGGUUGAAUGAUUUAUCUUUGAUGGAAGAUGAUUUAGUCAGAUUUUUAAAACUAAUGAAAGAACGCCAUUACCUUGAUAAUACAAUCUUAGUUACAUUUGGUGAUCACGGUAUUCGCUUUGGUUCAAUACGAUCGACUGUCAUUGGUAAGAUGGAAGAACGUCUACCUUUUCUUUCCAUUACCCUUCCUGAUUGGUUCGAAAAUACAUAUCCAGAAUUUGUAGAAAAUCUUCGUGAAAAUAUUGAUGUACUAUCAUCACCACUAGAUGUCCAUGCAACAUUCCGUCAUGUCCUUUCAUAUCCAUCAGUACCCACAGAUGUUGGUUAUGGCAGAAGUCUGUUCACAAAACUUGGUGAGCGGGUGUGUAAGGAAACAGGGAUCCCCACUCAUUUCUGUCCUUGUAUGGAGUGGAAACCUGUCGAUGUAAAUCAUAACCAUAUUAAGAAAAGUGCACAGGCAAUUUUAGACUAUAUUAAUGGCCUCAUUAAGAAGGAGAAUUUGGUUGGUAAAUGUGCUCUGUUAGGUUUAAAAGAAAUUAAAUCAGCGGUUAAAGUAAUACCAAAUGAAGAUGUACAAACGUUUGAAAAGUCUGCGGACGAAGACGGAAGGAAAGCUUCACAAGGAACAAAACCCAAAGGUAAAUAUUUUAGUCUCCCGAAACGCAGACUGUGCUGUUUAUUGCACUUUUGCCCCAAUGGCCUCGUUUUCAUGUGAUUAUCUCAUGUUUCGUGCACAAUACGGUUAAGGAUAGGUUUGUUAUUCAGCUCAAAAUAAAAGAGAAACAUAUUCUUGCAAGAAACAUGGGGAUAUAACCUUCAUGUGCGGCUUGUGCGCCUGCCAUGCUAAAACAGGCAAACAUGAAAGUGUGGCCAUUGGGGCAAAAGUGCAAUAAUACUGUCUAUUGCAAGUAUUGACCGAAUUUUACGGUGUGCAGACAUUGCAUUUCGAGGUCUAUAUACUGCAUACGGUCAACGCGCAAAUCACUUGCGUGUGUUUUGACUCAGUCGCGCGUGCUCAUGAGUGUUGAAAGACGAGAUACCGUUUACUCUACCAUUAGCCACUCCUUUCACGCGACUAUUUGACGCAUCUAGUGUCAGUCAAAUGCUCUGAAAAUAGAAUUUAUCCUGUUAACGAGUCAGAACGAGUAAUUGAAACACGUGCAUGCAGCAUGCAAGUGAUUUGCGCGUACUCACUACUCGUGAGUACUCAAGGACUGGCUUCCUCCGCAGGCGACUCUGUUGGGUUCCCAAACGGCGAAAUUUUGUUAAAUCUCGGUACAAAUUGCGGUAAACCUCGAUCUAAAACUCAAAACAAACUUUCGACCGAGCAGGGUGGGACUGCAGAGGAGCCUUGUAAUCACUUUCAUGGAGUCUAAAUCCUUCAUAUCAUGCAAAAACCGAAUGUAGCGGCCGGCCGUAGGAAGCCAUUUUGUGUUGUGACAGAAUUCCUCACUCCUUCGGCAGCAAUCUCGUUACCAGGCUUUUCCCUCUUUUUCGUCACUGACAUGACGUCAUAGCGUUUAAUGUUAUUUUUUCAUAUCAACAUUAUGACGUCACUCCGUUCAAUAUUGUGUAAAAAACUCCAUAUUUGGUCAGCUAUUGAGUUGAUAUGACGUAAUGACGAUUUCACAGAUGACUGUUAGCCAAUCAGAAAUCAUGAAUUCUUUUAAAUAAAUAAUAAUAGGAUUUAAAUUCAGGAUGUUACUAUUGUUUAUUUUAGGCGUGUGUCAUUAUCAACUGCAGAUUGGUACAGUGCCAAAUAACGGUAUAUUCGAAGCAACAGUUCAGUUGAGUUCAGGAUCUGUAAUGGUAAAUAAACAAAUGAGCCGUAUUGAUAGAUAUGGAGAUCAACCUAAAUGUAUUGUGGAAACUCAUCAUCAUAUGAGAGAAUAUUGUUAUUGUCAAUGAGACUCUAAAGGCGCAACUCCAGUCCUCGCACGAAGCUCCUCGCAGCUCGCUGCGAGUGCUUGCAUCUAAUUAAAACUAACUCUUAAGAUUGUGAUUGGAUGAAAGUGCUCAUGCUCGCAGCGAGCUGCGAGGCGCUUCGUGCGAAGACUGGAAUUACGCCCUAAGAUGACGCACCAGUUCUCGUCAAACAAGAAUUAUUAAUUUAAUUUAAUUUAAUAGCUUAGCCCUUGUACAAAUAUUAAUUAUUAGUACAAGGCAGGGAAUCCGCAACAGCGCAAGCCAAUUACUGCGGCCCCUUUAAAACUUAACAACAACAAACAUAUUGAUAAUAUAUAGGAACGAGUUGUUUCCUUGUCCUCAGAGGCAAGUCAUAGUGUUGCAUCUUCCUCAAAAUCUCACUUUGGUUUGAGUGUUUGACCGUAAACUCGUCUUCCCCUAACUACUUCCAUAACUAAAAUUAACUAUAUGGUAAAAAGCGGGAUUUUUAUACGACAAAUGUACGAGAUGUACAUGUCAUAGCAUGUCCUGUUCUGCUGCCGUAGUUAAUAAAGUGAUGUUAAAGCCUAAUUCAACAAAUGAGAUGCCAGACGCUGCUGAGUACUGUAUUAUAAGACUUGUAACUUUGCAGAAUAAAAUUUUAGUAAAUUCAUAAUCAUAGAUACAAAUCAUAGUAUUUUUAGUUACUAUGGUAUUAGUUAUAAAAGUUGUUAUAGUUAUAAUAAGUAUUACUAAUAUAUUAUGGUAUUUUUUACGUGAAACCUUAUUUAACAAUUAUUCGCCGAAGGCGAGGUGAUUAUCAGUGAAUAAAAACCGAGACGAAGUCGAGGUUUUUAUUCACGAUAAUCACCGAGCCUGAGGUGAAUAAUUGUUUUAGUAUAAUUUCAUAGGUGAUUAUUUGGAAAAAAAUUAAAAAUGCACAUUUCUUCGUCUUUUAAUUGACAAAACGGCUUCGGCCGCCAUUUUGAAAAUCGCUUAGGUGAUUAUCGCGUAAUAAUCACCUCAACGGUAACCAAUCAGCGUGGAUAAUUUUCAAUAAUCACCUAUGUAAUUAUACUAAUAAUUAAUAAC
This is a messenger RNA of Paramuricea clavata, 11170 nucleotides long. Lineage: Eukaryota; Metazoa; Cnidaria; Anthozoa; Malacalcyonacea; Plexauridae. The record is from the annotation of a GenBank genome assembly.